AUGUCCUACGACCGCUACAUUGGCAUCUGCAAGCCCCUGCACUACAGGAGCCUCCUGGGCAGCAGAGCUUGUGCCCAGAUGGCAGCAGCUGCCUGGGGCAGUGGGGUUCUCAGUGUUCUGCUGCACACUGCCAAUACAUUUUCACUGCCAUUCUGCCAAGGCAAUGCUGUGGACCAGUUCUUCUGUGAAAUCCCCCAGAUACUCAAGCUUUCCUGCUCAGAUGCCUACCUCAGGGAAUUUGGGGCACUUGUAUUUAGUGUUUCGUUAUUAUUUGGUUGUUUUGUUUUCAUUGUGUUGUCCUAUGUGCAGAUCUUCAGGGCAGUGCUGAGGAUGCCCUCUUCUCAGGGCCAGCACAAACCCUUUUCCAUGUGCCUCCCUCACCUGGCUGUGGUCUCUCUCUUUAUCAGCACUGUCAUGUUUACCUACCUGAAGCCCCUCUCCAUCUCCUCCCCAUCCCUAGACCUGGUUGUGGCAGUUCUGUACUCUGUGGUGCCUCCAGCAGUGAACCCCUUCACCUACAGCAUGAGGAACCAGGAGCUCAAGAAUGCCCUGCGGAAAUUGACGACUAGAUGUGUUUCAGAAGCAAUAGAUUUCCAAGCUACUACUGCAGAUGACUAA
Messenger RNA from Cygnus olor (mute swan), 618 nucleotides. RefSeq names its product olfactory receptor 14J1-like. Lineage: Eukaryota; Metazoa; Chordata; Aves; Anseriformes; Anatidae. The transcript has a single exon. Gene Ontology annotation, cellular component: membrane. The record is from RefSeq and is a predicted model, not a curated record. Gene Ontology annotation, biological process: G protein-coupled receptor signaling pathway. Gene Ontology annotation, molecular function: olfactory receptor activity. Bases 1 to 618 code for a protein of 205 amino acids.